CGAAAAAAAAAGAGAAGAAAAAAAUCCCACCUCUUCAUAGCUUCUGAGGGUCAAGUGCAAGAGGUUUCGCGAAAAGCCACUCUGAUCCCCAGCAAUUCACCGAGCCAACACCACAUUCCAAACAUGUCCAGCUCAGAUUCUGAACGGCCGUCCGAGCCAAUGUCGCCAGACACCACCUCGGCGUCCAAGAAACGCAAGGCAGAGCUGGAAGAACUCGAAGUCGACCUAAAGGCACCAGAACCGCCCUCCAAGCGCGCCCGCCGCGCGCUCAAGAAGGGCAAGACCCUACCGCCCAAACCGACCAGCGACGACGAAAACGAAGGGUCCAAAUCCAAGAGCAAGGACGGCGCCUCAGACUCCGAGGCGGAGCAAAACGGGGAACCGAAGACGAAGAAGAAGACGACGACGACGACGACGAAGAAGAAGGAUGCCGCGGCGACCCGCUCCGAACACGGCGUAUGGGUAGGCAACCUCCCCUUCGACGCCACCCCCGCCGAAAUGCAAAAGUGGCUCGUCGACAACGCCGGCGGCGCCAUCACCGCAGAGUCCAUCACGCGGGUCCACAUGCCCACGACGACCAAGCACGUCGGCUGGCAAGGCACCAAGACGAACAAGGGGUUCGCGUACGUGGACUUUACCGACGUGGGCUCCAAAGUCGCCGCCAUCGCCCUCACGGAGAACGAGCUGCGGCAUCGCAAGCUCCUCAUCAAGGACGCCUCCUCGUACGAAGGGCGGCCCAAGAAGGAGGCGAACGCCGACGGUGGUGGCGACCAGAAAAACCCGCCCCAGGCGAAGAAACCGACCAGCCGGAAGAUCUUCGUCGGGAACCUGGGCUUCGCUACCACGGAGGAAGACGUCCGUUCUAAUUUUGAAAAGUGCGGCGACAUCGACUGGGUCAAGAUCGCGACGUUUGAGGACUCGGGCAAGUGCAAGGGGUACGGAUGGGUCAUGUUCCGCGAGCCGGAGGCGGCCGAGUGGGCUGUCAAGGGGUUCGUGAAGAUCAAGGAGGAGACGGAGACGGAGGAUGACUUUGUUACCAAGGACGCGGAUGAUGAUAAUGAGGAGGAGGAAAAAGAAGAAGAAGAAGAAGAAGAAUAUGGAAAGGAAGAGAAAGAGAAAGAGGAAGAGGAAGGUGACGACAAGGCAAAAAAGGAAAAGAAGGGCAAGGAGAACAAGAAGCAGCCCAAGAUGAGGAAGUGGUGGGUCAACCGCAUCAUGGGACGCAACUUGAAGAUCGAGCUGGCCGAGGACGACCAGACGCGGUACAAGAAGCGUUAUGGCAAGGACGCUGUGAAGCGACCGCAGCAGAAGACGGGGAAGCAACAGUCGGCGCAGGCUACGAAUGGGCAUGCUGGCGAUGUCGAGCCUGAGCACAAGGCCAAGACAAGACCGGCACCAGCCAGGGAGCUCAAGGUGCAGGAAGAUCUGAUGGUGGCACGGUUGACGGGUACUGCGGCCAAGCCUACAGGAACGAAAAUCACUUUCGACUGAACAGGGCACAAAAAAACGCAUGGAAGCGAUUCUUUUCUCUGUCCUUGGCCUUGGCGUCUCAUUUCAUAUUUCAAGCUUUCUCCGUCCCAUACCAGCCACAGAAAUUUAAGUGUGACCCAAUACCAUAAAAAAAAAAAGAAUCAGCUCUUUUUCCACCCAAGAUCAAAGGUGUCCAAUCUAGCUAUCCAUCAGCUGUGUGUCAUCAUUUUAGUACCGCGCAAGGAUCCACUGUCGACGGUCUUCCGCCGACAGUGUCGCGAGAAAGCUAAUCUCCGCCUCCUUGAUUGCGGCAUAUCUUUCCACCAGCUCCUCUCCUAACAGCGCUGCCAGUUCUUCGUCCCGCCCC
This is a messenger RNA of Sodiomyces alkalinus F11, 1837 nucleotides long. RefSeq lists its product as hypothetical. Bases 124 to 1491 code for a protein of 455 amino acids. Gene Ontology annotation, molecular function: RNA binding. The transcript has a single exon. NCBI's taxonomy places the organism in Eukaryota, Fungi, Ascomycota, Sordariomycetes, Glomerellales, Plectosphaerellaceae. The record is from RefSeq and is a predicted model, not a curated record.